UAUGUUCAAAAAUGUCAUCGUCUAUCUGCUGCUGUAGAAAUGGCUCUGAGGAGACGUAUUUGCUCGCCGAUUUCUCGUUUACGUGAAUAAUGAGAAUUAACUUAAGGUGCGGAACUUUUGUGUGGUUUGCCUAUAGCCCUACAUAUGCUAACGGUUCACGGCUAAAUGCAUGUUGUGGCUGAACUUCAAUCAGCUGCUUCUGUUUUGAAGUUCAUCCCAUCAUGGAGAGCGCGACUUUUCCCUCGACGUAUUCCUGGUUGGAUUUUGUUUUUACUGUGAUCGGCGUGUGCACAUUUCUGUUUGACGUGGGCUCGGAUCUGUGGGUUGCGAAGGAGUUCUACAAACAUGGAGAUUUCAUGUGGUUCGGGGUCUUGGUGGGCUUCAUGCUCAUGUCAUCUGUCGUAGUUCAGCUGUUUAGCUGGUUUUGGCUUAAGUAUGAUCGUCAUUUGAAGGACUUCGAGUCUCAAGCGUCCUCUGGGAACACCGUUCUCUUCGGCGAAGCGAAAAGAGUCAAAUUGUUGCUCCUCCUGCAUUUGUGUCAUCUGGGCUACUUCAUCAGGCACGUAUCAGCUAUCUGGCAGGGCUUUCGUGUGUGGUCGCGAGGGGGGUGUGGGUCUGAGUUUGCAGUUUAUCUGACCCAUGACCUCAGCAUGCUGCGUCUCAUUGAGACGUUCUGCGAGAGCGCUCCCCAGCUCACCCUCAUGAUGUACAUCAUGCUACGCAACAACCACGCAAGGAUGGUACAAUGUGUGAGUGUGGUCGCCUCCACUACUUCCAUAGCCUGGAUGGUGGUGGACUAUCAUCGGUCGCUUCGUUCAUUUCUGCCUGACAAGGACAAGCAGGGUUGGUUGUCCUCACUGGUCUACUUCUUCUGGAACCUCUUUCUUAUUGGCCCACGCGUAGCUGCAAUUGCUCUCUUUGCCUCUGUGUUGCCCUGCUACAUUGUUGCUCACUUCCUGUUUUUGUGGCCUUGCUUUGUUAUAUGGGCCUGGAGGCAGGGCACCAAUUUCAUGGACAGCAUAGGGGGGGAAUGGCUCUACCGGGCCACCAUAGGUCUCAUCUGGUACUUUAGCUGGUUUAAUGUGGCUGAAGGACACACCAGGAGUAGGAGUAGCAUCUACCACACAUUUAUCAUCACAGACACUGGCAUCCUGUUGGCCACAUGGUGGUUUUACCGCGAUGCAGAGACGACCCAGUCGUACGCCAUUAGUCUGAUUAUCUCCAUCCCACUUUGUUAUGUCUUGGGCUUAAUGAUAAAAGUUCUCUACUAUUGCUGUUUUCACCCCAAAUUGUGGCGGUCAGUGAAUUUGGAGAAAUGUUCAGAUGGAGGGGAGCCACACAUCUUUCUUCAGGCCGAUGGUGCUUCUGGUGGAGGGGAGACGGACAUCUUUCUUCAGGCUGAUGGUGCUUCUGGUGGAGGGGAGACAGACAGCGUUCUUCAGACCGUUGGUGAUUCGGAUGGAGUGAAGCCACACAGCGUUGUUCAGGCCAGUGGUGCAUCUUUUCAAAGAUUUAACAAGAGGAUGAGCCAACAUGCUGCUAACUUUUACACAACAAACACAUCCUCUGCAAUUAAAACAAUUGAACGUAAAGCAAAUAAUGUAUUGGUACGGUAA
Molecule: messenger RNA, 1616 nt
Organism: Rhinichthys klamathensis goyatoka
Lineage: Eukaryota; Metazoa; Chordata; Actinopteri; Cypriniformes; Leuciscidae
Gene: xkr8.3
Product: XK related 8, tandem duplicate 3
Exons: 3
Coding region: 222-1616 (464 amino acids)
Biological process (GO): phosphatidylserine exposure on apoptotic cell surface; engulfment of apoptotic cell; apoptotic process involved in development
Cellular component (GO): plasma membrane
Source: RefSeq, a predicted model, not a curated record